Molecule: messenger RNA, 1161 nt
Organism: Hemicordylus capensis (graceful crag lizard)
Lineage: Eukaryota; Metazoa; Chordata; Lepidosauria; Squamata; Cordylidae
Exons: 11
Coding region: 1-945 (314 amino acids)
Cellular component (GO): cytoplasm
Source: RefSeq, a predicted model, not a curated record
AUGCUAUGCAGGAGAGCCAACUAUCAGGAUGAGGAUGUCCAUUUCCUCGCUGUCAUCUGUGCUUGCUGCAAGGCUGCAUAUAAGAGCGGCCAGGAGACUCUGGAUCUCCCCUACACCAAAGGACAAUUGAUAAAGGCAAUCGUGGUGGUGAUGGAGAAAUCCCCUGUGCAGUCUGGGCCUACCAUUCUCCUGCUUUAUGCCAUGGCUGCCGUCUCCUGCCUCAGCAAAAUCAAGCCUCCAACUGACCCAGAGCUAGAGUCUGCGAUCCUGCGCUUCGCUGUUCGCGGGGUCAUAACAGUGCAAGCAGGAAAUGUCCACAAACAGGUUCUGCACAAACUAGCAGCAGACAAUCUGGAGGUGAUGUUGAAGGGCUUUUUGUUGGAGGCCCCAACCACACAACAUCUCUUGUACCUCCUGGAGCACAUCAACAUCUGGAUCCUCUCCAGGAAUGCCCAGGAGAGAGCACGAGCCAGCAAACAAUGCGCCAGCUUGCUCCGCUUUAGUGUCCUGAUGCCUGAUUGUGAUAACUCUGCAGAACUCCCCAGUUUGGGCCACCAUGUGGCCAAACCUGGAAUCUGCAUUAUGGAUUCCAGGAGGGAUGUGAGCCGAUACGCCAGGGAGGGAAUCUACCGGCUCCUAGAGGUGCUUCUAAACCACAAAGGCCAGAGCAGCAGAGACACUUGGGAUCUGUGGAGCCGGAGAUGGCAGGAGGAUGGAAGAAUUCUGGCCAAUCUCAACACAACCAGAGUUGGGGAGGUUUUCGGGGAGAUCUUUAACAAAGAUCAGAGAUUCCUGAGGACCACUCUUUGGGCCAUUGAUCAUCCCCUCCACAGGAUUAAAGAGGCUGGUCUGAUUCUGCUGUACUCGCUCCUUGGCAAGGCUGAUGCACUGAUGGGGUAUGAGGAGGAGGAAAUCAGGAGGAAAAUCUGGCGUCGUCUCUGCUAAUUCAAAGACAGCAAAGGGCUGCCUGAAGAACUCCAAGCUUUCUAUGAAAACCAAGGUGACUUACUGAUGGACCUUGGCAGUGUAGCUAAGCCGACUUCCCUCCCACGACACCUUCUUCCUUCCCUCCCAUGACACCUUUCCUUCUUUUCCGUAUGAGACACUCAUACUUGAACUAUAAAUCCUUCCAUCCUAAACAUAUCAAGAGAAAAAUCAUAU